Messenger RNA from Pistacia vera, 1212 nucleotides. Its product is annotated as F-box protein At3g59000-like. Lineage: Eukaryota; Viridiplantae; Streptophyta; Magnoliopsida; Sapindales; Anacardiaceae. The coding region runs from base 1 to 1212 and encodes 403 amino acids. Gene Ontology annotation, molecular function: protein binding. The transcript has a single exon. The record is from RefSeq and is a predicted model, not a curated record.
AUGGAUCGAAUUUCAGGGUUGCCUCCUUUUAUAAUUCAUCAAAUUAUGUCCUACCUCUUCCCAAAAGAGGUAGCUCAAAUUAAUAUAUUGUCUAAGAGAUGGAAUCAGUUACGGAUAACUUUCCCUGUCUUUGAUUUUGAUGAAACUUAUUUCCUCACUGAAGAUGAGAGUGAUCCAAUUACAUCAGUGGUUGAAGAGAACAGAUUGGCACUCCGUUUGAAAGAAUUUAUGGAAUUUCUUAAUGCUUCUCUGCUUCGGUUUUGCGAUCUCAAGUUUUAUAUGCACAAAUUUAGGCUAUUCAUAAGUGUUCUUGAUGUUGAAGAAUUGGUUCCUUAUAUUGAUAAAUGGAUAGGAUUGGCCGCAGAGAAGGAGGUUAAAGAGCUUGAUUUAGAUAUCUUAAUAGAAAGCGAUACAAUGGAUACAUCAUACACUUUGCCUCAAACAAUCUUUUAUGCUAGAUCAGUUACUACUUUAAGGUUAGUUAACUGUAAGUUGGAGAGUAUUUCAGAUACUAUCAGGUCUAAUUCUCUUAGAAAGCUACUUUUGGACGAGGUUUUCAUAAAUGAAGAAAUGGUGCAGAAGCUUAGUAGUGAAUGCCCUCUCCUUGAAGAAAUGUCUUUUACAGAAUGUUGGGGUUUGAAGCGAUUGUGUGUUUUUAAAGCUCUCAAACUGAAGAUAAUGAGUGUCUCCUUAUAUAGAAUUGAGAGUAUAAGGAUUGAAAGUGUUGAGAUUGUUCUUCUAAAUCUUCAAGAGUUACGCCUUAGAUUUGGCACGGUGAGAACGCCAAGAGUGUUUAACAUUGUUGGGUGCUUACAGUUGAAAAAGUUAUUUUUUGGGGGAGUUAGUCUUAUGGACCAACAGUUUCAUUAUUUUAUCUCAAGCUUUCCCUUGCUCGAGGAUCUGAUCCUUGAAUACUGCCAUUUCCUUGAAAGAAUUACGAUUUCAAGUAAUCAGCUUAAAAAGUUUGAACUUAGUAGCUGUUUAAGUAUGAAGGCACUUGACCUUGAUACUCCAAAUUUGCUUUCCUUUACAUAUAAGGAUAGUCCCAUUCCCACUUCAUGCACAAAUGUUUUAUGUCCAUGGCCAAUUAAAUUUGAUACUGAUUUUAUGUUUGACACCCAGUCGUGCCUGAAACUGAGGGAAUUUCUAGGAAUAUCCAAUCAAAUUGAAGAUCUAAGGAUAGAUGCAACGCCAACUGUGGUAUGUGUAUAA